AUGCAGAAAAUCACUGAUGUGAUGACUAUUGAAGACAAACCUAUGGGAAUAUUAUCGUUGAUUCGACAUGGUUUAGGCCAUAGAUUUUACCAAACUUUAGGAAAAUACAGGGAUCAAAUUUAUCAAGUGUGUACUUUGACCGGAAGAACGGAAUCUUGCGGUACAGUUCGUGCCAAAGCAGUCGAAUUAUGCCUUACUCUACAACAAAUGGGUGUACCUCAAGACGCCAUAAUAGUGAUUAGUAGUAGACCUCACGCAGAAGAAACCAUUGUGAUAUUGGCCUGUUUAUUUCUUUCCAUCACCAUAGCUCCGAUCGAUUUUUUAUUUGGCCGCUGCGAAUGGAUGGAUCUGGUGAGGAAGCUGAAGCCAGUGUUAUUGUUUUGUGAUCCUGAGGUGGUUGAACGUGUCAAAGACUUACUGGAUACAAGGACCUUGAACAAUAAAAUUGUUGUGUUUGGGAAUAAACAAUAUCAUGGAACUACCUCCUUCUCUUCUCUGCUGACGUUUUGCGUACCAUUCAGGGAAGACACUUAUUUUCACCCAAUUAGUACCGACCCUCUGAACACCAUAGCAUUUAUUGUACCCACUAUGGGUAUUACAAGCCCAUUGAAACUUAUUUGUUUGUCUCAUUUAAAUAUAAUGACCAGGAUUGUACAAUUUCUACAUAUUAGUAGAGCUUCUCGAAGGAUAUUGUCAUACUUAUAUCUUCCAUUCGGACUACAGUUGAUGAGUGUUUGUGCAGGCUUCGAAUGUAAAUACACUCGAAUAUUAAGUGGUGACUUUUCAGUGAUACAGUGUUUGCAUUUGAUCCAAAACUUCCGAGUUGAUACUUUGAUAUUACAACCAAAAGAUGUCAAAAAAAUAUUUUGUCGUAAGGAACGCAAGCACUAUAAUAUAACUAGUCUUAGAAAAGUUAUAUUCAGAUUUUCAUACACACAAGCCGAUACAGUGGCAUACUUUUAUGAGAAAUUCCCCAAUAUUCACUUCAUCCAAACUUACUCCCACCGCCAGACCGGAAUCAUUGCUUCCACACCAAUCGAUGAGUACGAUGAAGCUAGAAGAAGGCCAGAUGCGUGUGGUAAAAUGCCUGUUUUCACAAAAGUUAAAAUAAUGGACAAAGAAUUUAAAUCGACAGUACGCAAACCCAAAAUUGGCAACAUAGUUUUAAAAAGUAACUCAGUAAUGAUGGGAUACUACGACUCAGCAAACAGAGAUUUCAUGGUCGGACACUAUUACAAGACAUCAGAUAUUGGAAGAUUCGAGGCGAACGGCUGGUUCUAUUGUUCCGGACGGGAGGAAGACGUAAUAUUAGAAAGUGAAAAUCCUUAUAAAUAUUUCUCCACGUGGGAAAUCGAGUUUGUGGUCAGACAACAUCCGGCUAUUCAGCACGUCGUGGUGUUGCACACCACUUUGGAACUGGUGUGUUGCUAUCAGGUCAAACCUAAUGUAAUGUUAACGACUCGUGCACUCAAGACGUUCGUGAAUUUCCGUCUGUUGGGCUUGAAAAGACCCAAAAGAUAUAUGCAGUUCGACUCCUUCCCUCGAAAUCCUUACGGUGACGUUCACAGGUAUUUGGUCAGAGAAAAAGUCUUCUCUGGUAGGCAAUCGGAAGAUAAAGACAGUCCUCGUAAAGUAACAAUAAAAUAA
Messenger RNA from Aethina tumida (small hive beetle), 1647 nucleotides. Its product is annotated as luciferin 4-monooxygenase. Gene Ontology annotation, molecular function: long-chain fatty acid-CoA ligase activity. Gene Ontology annotation, biological process: fatty-acyl-CoA biosynthetic process; long-chain fatty acid metabolic process. The transcript has a single exon. The record is from RefSeq and is a predicted model, not a curated record. NCBI's taxonomy places the organism in Eukaryota, Metazoa, Arthropoda, Insecta, Coleoptera, Nitidulidae. The coding region runs from base 1 to 1647 and encodes 548 amino acids.